This is a messenger RNA of Oreochromis aureus, 4013 nucleotides long. Its product is annotated as glycerol kinase. Gene Ontology annotation, biological process: glycerol-3-phosphate biosynthetic process; glycerol metabolic process; triglyceride metabolic process. The transcript is spliced from 21 exons. NCBI's taxonomy places the organism in Eukaryota, Metazoa, Chordata, Actinopteri, Cichliformes, Cichlidae. Gene Ontology annotation, molecular function: glycerol kinase activity. Gene Ontology annotation, cellular component: mitochondrion. The record is from RefSeq and is a predicted model, not a curated record. Bases 316 to 2019 code for a protein of 567 amino acids.
UGGUUUUCACCCAGGCGGCCCGGGUUCGACUCCCGGUAUGGGAACUACUGUUUUUGUUAGUGAGUCUGCAGAACUUUCCAGAAUUGCCUCACACUUCAGCUCUAGCACCUAAUGCUCUUUGAAAAUAGUCAUUUUCUUGGGAACAUUGUAUUGGUCCGCAUGAGGCACGAGUACAGUCAGUUGCGUCAUCACUAGUGGCCGUUACGUUUGAAGGCAGCGACUGACCCACCGACUUUGCCUGAGCACGGAACCGCUUCGCCGGUGGGAAUAAUCGGUUUCCUGUACAGUUCCGCGCUCGUAGCUCCGGGGCUGCCCAUGAACGGCACCAUGGCUGCGUCUUCCCAUCGGAUAAUGCUGGGGCCACUGGUUGCUGCUAUCGACCAGGGCACGAGCUCCACCCGCUUUCUGGUGUUUAAUUCAAAAACGGCAGAGCUCCUCAGCCAUCAUCAGGUGGAAAUCAAACAGAGCUUCCCAAAAGAAGGCUGGGUGGAGGAGGAUCCCAAAGAAAUCCUGCAGUCAGUGUACGAGUGCAUGGAGCGGACAUGUGAAAAGCUGACGCAGCUCAACAUUGACAUCUCAAACAUCAAAGCUAUUGGAGUGACCAAUCAAAGAGAGACCACGCUUGUUUGGGACAAAGAGACGGGGGAGCCUCUCUACAAUGCAAUCGUGUGGCUGGACCUGCGGACUCAGUCAACGGUUGAGCGGCUUAUAAAUAAAACUCCAGGAAGAAAUAAGAACCACUUGAAGCAUAAAACGGGGCUCCCAAUCAGCACUUACUUCAGCGCCGUCAAACUUCGCUGGUUGAUGGACAAUGUGGACGAGGUCCACAAAGCUGUGGUCUCGCACCGCGCCAUGUUCGGCACAGUCGACUCCUGGCUUAUUUGGUGUCUGACAGGGGGUAAGUCAGGUGGAGUCCACUGCACGGACGUGACCAACGCCAGCAGAACCAUGCUGUUUAACAUUCACACGAUGGACUGGGAUCCAGAACUUUGCAAAUAUUUUGGUAUUCCUAUGGAGAUCUUACCCAGGGUGAGGAGCUCAUCAGAAAUAUAUGGCCUUAUGAAAAUAUGUUCUAGCCGGAAAUCAGGGGCUCUUUCAGGUAUUCCAAUAUCAGGGUGUCUUGGGGAUCAGUCAGCAGCGCUUGUUGGACAGAUGUGCUUUCAGGACGGGCAGGCUAAAAACACGUAUGGGACCGGCUGCUUUCUCCUGCGAAACACUGGAGUUAAGCCUGUGAUGUCAGAGCACGGUCUUCUGACCACUGUGGCGUACAAACUUGGUCGGGACAAGCCUGCCUGUUAUGCACUGGAGGGCUCUGUGGCCAUCGCUGGAGCUGUGGUCCGCUGGUUACAGGACAAUCUCGGGAUCAUUGGAUCAUCUGAAGAACUUGAGAAGUUGGCUGCUUCUGUCGGCACAUCUUACGGCUGCUACUUCGUUCCUGCGUUUUCGGGCCUUUACGCUCCUUACUGGGAGCCCAGCGCACGAGGGAUCAUUUGCGGGUUAACUCAGUUCACUAAUAAGAGCCACCUCGCUUUUGCUGCGCUGGAAGCUGUCUGUUUCCAGACACGAGAGAUACUGGACGCCAUGAAUCAGGACAGCGGCAUCCCGCUGACACAGCUCCAGGUAGACGGAGGAAUGACAUCCAACAAGCUGCUGAUGCAGCUGCAGGCAGACAUCCUCUGCAUCCCUGUUGUCAAACCAUCCAUGCCUGAGACCACAGCUCUCGGUGCAGCGAUGGCAGCGGGAGCAGCAGAGGGGGUGAGCGUUUGGAGUCUGAACCCCGAGGACCUGAGCGAAGUGACGUCAGAGAAGUUCGAACCUCAAAUCAACCCCGAAGAGAGCGAGUUUCGGUAUGCUCGGUGGAAGAAGGCUGUUGAGAAAUCCAUGAACUGGGAGACGACGGAGCCUGUUUGCAAUGGAAACGGUGAAACCAGUAUCUUCAGCAGCGUCCCGCUGGGCUUCUACAUCAUUGGCAGCAUGCUGAUGUUAAUCGGCGCGAAAUACCUCACAGGCCACAAGUAGACUGUGAUUUCUGGAGGCAUUAAAUUGACGUGGAGGGGGAGAAGAGGAAACAGGACCAGCGCUUGUGCUCUUGUUGAAAUCUUACCCAAAAUUCAUUCCAGAAGAAUGAGAGAGACGCAGACCUGCUGAGCCUCACCGCUGAGUACGAAAUCAGGACAACUCUGACUAACGGGACAUCUUCAAUAUUAUUUUCAUGGUUAUUUAAUUUUUUAAAAAUUGUGGCAAAGAACACAUCAGUACGGUAUCCAUUCAUUUUAGCAGCAUUGCACAUGCAGUGUUUCCUUUCCUUUUUUACAGGGUGAUGAAUUUCUGAGUAUUUAUGUAGAUACUUGUUUAUAUGUAAGUGUGAGAUGCUGUCUAAUUUGUUUGUCACUGUUAACCUUGAACUGUCUAACCCUCAGACCCUCCACGGUGAGCUACAGGAACUUUUUUAGAGCACUUUAUAAUUUUUUGUUUUGUUUUUGUUUAGACGAGUCUUUGUAUGGUGUAUAUGUUUUUUUUCUUGUUUUGAACAGUUGGGAUUAAGACACAGAAAGUUUGAGGUAGUCUGUAGUAAAACCAAAGUGGGACGUGGUGCACUGACGGGUCUGCUCUUAGUGAAAGUGAACCCGUACGUACUUGAUUGGUUGUUUAAAAACCGAAAGUGGGGGAAAAAGCGGUGCAGCGAAGGAUGGGGACAACUGGAUAUCCGUGGGAGUGCAGUGUAUGAGGAAAGCCGCACAUGCAUAUGCUUACACCAGGAAACAAAACGGCAGCAGCAGGUUAUAACUUGUUUACUGUGCAGCCCAAAAUGGAUUCAAUCUGUAAGCCUAGUCAUGGUUGAAAAGGUCGGUUCUCCCUGAAAUCCAUCUGUGAUCAUCCAGAUUAAGCUGGUAUGCUCAUUUUUGGAUGAUGCCUGCUUUUUGUUGAACUUAAUGGAGCCAGAUAAACAAAAAAAUAAGUAAAGCAUUUAAAAAAAAAUCAACAAAUUACAGUGGCAGCUGAAAUACUUUCGGUAUCGCUGCAGUGAAAACAUCCAUCUACCCUGAUGAAAGGCUCAUGCUGGUAACAGAAUGUAAUCUCUGAAGGCAUCCCUCCCCACCCUUUUUCCCCUCCAUCUCCCCACAUUGAUUGAGCUGUCAUGUUGGCUAGCUGCCUGCAUUGCUUGGCUGGAGAUGUAUGCGGCAGAAUAUCGCUCACAGCAAAGCUUGUGGCUUUUUUUUUUUUUUUUUUAAAUUAACUGUAGCAACCUGUUUAUUUCUGAGUCACAAUUACAGCCAAACAUGUUUUGUUUUUAACAUGUUGAGCUCCGUUUAAGUUUCACUACACCCAGUGGGAAAUCGUCUAAACUGUGCAAGUCGCACCUAAACAGGCCGUGAUUACCAUGUGUAAACAUGAUUUCUGUCGCUCUGAGCGACCGGUUGCGCCUCUGUGGGCUUUAAAAAAAUGUAUUUAAAAUGAUGGAAGUUUCCAGGUCAUGCAAAACAUGCUUCUGAUAUGCAAAUGACGCUCGUUUGAAACAAACUCUAACUUGCUGCACUAAAACGUGAAGGUUUAGAACGUUUCUCAGGUGAAAUGAUUCAAACCGACGCAAGCUCUUUAAGUGGCUCUCUUUGCUUCAUGGUCAGGGCUUAAGUUUGAGUCAGGCCUGAUGAAGUACGAGCGUCCCUGGUUGGGAAGGUUGUAGGCAGUACAUUUGUUUCUGUGCUUGCUCUCUGUAACCCUGGACUAUUAAAUUAUGCAGAACCUCUUAUGAUGUGAAAAUGCUGAAUAUUCUGUUGUGAUAUAAAGAGUUUACAAAUAAAUAUGUGAGAGGAAAGCAAUGGAAGAACAAAGUGUAACUGCCAACAUUUGCCCCCUGACCUUUAACUGUGAAAUGGGAAAAUUGCUUUGAAUAGUGACAUCACCUCCCUGCAUGUCCUUACCUGAAACGUACCAACGGUGGAAAGUAUUUGUACUUGUCAUGUGAACUGGUGUUUUUCUUGCCGUCACAUUAAAGAGCGAUUUCACCCAAA